Molecule: messenger RNA, 891 nt
Organism: Aspergillus costaricaensis CBS 115574
Lineage: Eukaryota; Fungi; Ascomycota; Eurotiomycetes; Eurotiales; Aspergillaceae
Exons: 1
Coding region: 1-891 (296 amino acids)
Source: RefSeq, a predicted model, not a curated record
AUGAAGUUAUUCAAUCUACUUCUUUUCUGGUGCUCGGUCUUGUCCACCCACGUACUAGCCGACAACAAUGCCGCUCCCUUCGAGCUUCUGCACUAUUACUACGUGUACAAAAUGGAAUGGGACGCGGGAGUUGAAAAAACUAUUGCCCCUGGCUGUGCCACUGAGCAUAAGGAGAUGUGUUUUUUUGACCAGUUCGCAAGGUAUCUCAUAGGAAAGAAGUGGAAGGCUGCCUACCGACCCGGCAACGCCGAUCAUACCAAAACCCCGGGUUGGGACGCUGCCAAUAGGUUAUCGACUGGUAUGCCCAGAUCUGCACGGUACAAACUAGAUGAUCUGCUACCUUCCAUCAAAGCCGAUGAAAAAAAUUUUCCCCUCGUCUUUGAGACUGUUCUUAACUCCGCCAACACUGCUAUCGCAAACGGAAAAGGAAACGUGAAGAACGAUGAUGUGAAACAAGCGGUAGAAUGGGCCCAGGAAGUCAAGGACAUGCGCUAUCAGGCUGUCUUGAAAGUCGAAAUAAAAGUGCUGGAAAAUCUCCUUGGCAAAGAGGCAUAUGGUCGUUGGGUAGUUUUCGGGGGGGAGUUUUCAAUCGAUUGGGAUGCUACCUUGGAAGAGAUCGACGACGGGGUUGAUUCUAAAGAGCUCAGUGACGAAGAUGGGAAAAGGCUCAAGAAGAUCAUUAAUGAUUUUUCUGAGACAUUUGAGGAUCGCAUUGCUACCGGACACAUUUCCGACAUCAAUCACCUGAAUAUAAUGAGGGCUCUUGAGACUUCCAUCACUGCUUUAAAGGAGGUAAUUGAAGAAAGUUCUUCUGAGAGUGAUGACUCCAGUCCAAAGUCCGUACCAGCUGAUACGUGUGAUAACAUUGAGUUCGCCUUCGACUCAGACUGA